UCAGAGCGCGCGGAGCUGCGGAGAGACGCGGAGCCGCUGCUGUGGGAUCAGUGUGUGUGUGUGUGUGCGUGGGUCCGGCAGAGUGUGUGUGAGUGCUGCGUUUAUGAGCGCGUGGAUUAACGAAUGGAGCGUCUGGCGCUGCUGCUGAGCCUCGCGGCGCUCAGCGCCUCACCUACACACAGCUAUCAGUGUAAUGGGCCCCUGGUCUCAGGUCUGCCGCCCACAGCUUUCCACAGCUCCUCCGUCUCCUCAGACAGCCAGUCGCCCCACUACGCCAAGCUCAACAGAAGGGACGGAGGUGGAGGCUGGACGCCGGAGCGCAUGGAUCGUCUGCGGUGGCUACAGGUCGACCUUCGAGAAAGGGUAGAGGUCACGGCCGUGGCGACGCAGGGCCGGUUCGGCAGCUCUGAUUGGGUGAGCAGCUAUGCGCUGCUGUACAGCGACACAGGAAGAGCCUGGAAACAGUACAGGCAGGAGGACAGCACCGGGACGUUCUCUGGGAAUACUAAUGCAGAUGGAGUCAUCCAGAAUAAACUGUCCCACCCAAUCAGAACGCGGUACCUGCGUUUCUUGCCCCAGGACUGGAGUGCUGAGGGCUGGAUUGGACUGAGAGUGGAAGUCUAUGGCUGCUCCUACAAGUCGGACGUGGCUGAUUUUGACGGCAGGAGCUCGCUGCUGUACCGGUUCAACCAGAAGUCCAUGAGCACGGUGAAGGACGUCAUCUCUCUGCAGUUUAAGAGCCAGAGGGCCGACGGAGUUCUGGUCCACGGUGAGGGUCAGCGAGGGGAUUAUAUCACGCUGGAGCUCCACCGGGGCAGCCUGGCCCUCCAUAUUAACCUAGAUGAUGCUAAACUGCACCCCAGCAGUGGUCAUGUGUCUGUUUCUCUGGGCAGUCUGCUGGAUGAUCAGCACUGGCACUCAGUUCUGAUCGAGCGUUUUAACAAGCAGAUUAACUUCACUGUGGACAGACUGACCCGACACGUACGGACAGGAGGCCUGGGAGACUCGCUGGAGGUCGAUUACGAGCUCAGCUUUGGAGGAAUCCCCCUGCCUGGAAAACCAGGAACGUUUCUGCGGAAAAACUUCCACGGAUGCAUGGAGAACCUCUACUACAAUGGGGUUAAUGUUAUUGACCUGGCCAAGCGGAAGAAACCACAGAUCUACAGCGUGGGCAAUGUGACCUUCUCCUGCUCGGAGCCGGCAGCAGUGUCGGCCACCUUCCUGAGCUCCAGCGGCAGCUUCCUGCAGCUCCCUGCGGACCCCGGGGACCCUGUGGGCGAGGCGGAGGGUGAGGAUGAGGGAGCGUCCGGCGGAUGGUCAGCCGGAUUUCAGUUCCGGACGUGGAACCGAGAAGGGCUCCUGCUGUGGAUCGGCCUGCAGGGGGCGGAGCGACUGCUGCUGCUGCUCGCUGAUGGACAACUCCGCCUGUCACAUCACAGAUCAGCUGUGCAGAGCGCAGAGAUAACUGUUGGCCAGGGUCUGAGUGACGGCCAGUGGCACUCGGUGUCGGUAAGUCUGAAGGGUCUCCAGGCGUCCGUUUCCGUGGACAGCGAGCCGGCGUCCAGCAUGCUGCUUGGAGAUCAGGCUCAGCCUGGGAGCACCGUGCUGAUCGGAGGAUGUCCUGCAGCACUGGCCAAUCAGGGCUGCCGGAACCCCACUCUGACCUAUCAGGGCUGCAUGCGCUCCAUCGUCGUCAACGGCCACCCAAUCGACUUGUACCGCGUGCAGCAAGGCCUUCUGGGAAACUACAGCGAGCUCCAAAUUGACAUCUGUGGCGUCCGGGACAGGUGUUUGCCCAAUUACUGUGAGCACGAGGGCGAAUGCUCACAGUCCUGGAGCACCUUCCACUGUGACUGCUCCGGAACCGGCUACACCGGAGCUACCUGCCAUAACUCCAUCUUUGAAGCUUCCUGUGAGGCUCACCGGCUGACAGGAAGUGCCUCAGGAUUCUUCUCCAUUGAUCCAGAUGGCAGCGGUCCACUCAGGCCCACCGUCGUCUACUGCAACAUGACCGAGGACAAGGUGUGGAUGGUGGUGGGUCAUAACAGCUCCGUGGCAGUCAGCGUUAAAGGCUCGUCUCUGCAGAAACCCCACGUGAUGAAGUUGAACUACAGCGCCACCUUGCAGCAGCUGAGCACCCUGCUACAUCGCGCCGAGCACUGCCAACAGGAAGUGCUGUACCGCUGCAGGAAGUCCCGGCUCUUCAACACCUGGGACGGAACUCCUUUGUCCUGGUGGUUGGACAGAGGAGGUGAGCGGAGAACGUACUGGGGUGGUUUCCUGCCUGGUGUUCAGCAGUGUUCCUGCAGCCUGGCCGAAAACUGCAUCGACAUGAACUACUUCUGCAACUGUGACGCAGACAGGACCACAUGGGAGAACGACACUGGACUGCUCUCCUAUAAGGACCACCUUCCAGUAACAGAGAUGGUGGUUGGAGAUACGAACCGGACGGGUUCUGAAGCUGUUUACCGAGUCGGCUCCCUGCAGUGCUACGGAGACAGGUUUCUGUGGAAUGCAGCAUCCUUCUAUCAGGAGUCGUCCUACCUGCACUUCCCCACACUGCAGGCUGAGCUCAGCGUGGAUAUCUCAUUUUACUUCAAAACCACGGCACCCUCUGGAGUGUUUCUGGAGAACCUCGGCGUCAAAGACUUCGCCCGGCUGGAGCUGAGUGGUCCCUCGGUGGUGACGUUUGCGUUCGAUGUGGGCAAUGGACCGGUGGUGCUGACAGUGAAGUCUCACGUGCCGCUGAACGAUAAGCAGUGGCACUACGUACGCGCUGAACGAAACGUUAAAGAGGCAUCGCUGCAGGUGGACCAGCUGCCCCUGCGCUUCUUGGAGGCACCAUCCGAUGGCCACGCCCGCCUGCAGCUCAACAGUCAGCUAUUUAUCGGUGGGACUGCCUCGAGGCAGAGGGGCUUUCUGGGAUGCAUCAGGGCACUAAAUAUAAACGGGAUGACCCUGGAUCUGGAGGAGCGUGCCAAGAUGACCCCAGGGGUCAGUUCAGGUUGCCCGGGUCACUGCAGCAGUCAGAACCAGCUGUGUCACAACCGCGGACGCUGCAUUGAGAAGAGCAGUGGAUACGUGUGUGACUGUACACACUCAGCCUACGGUGGACCACACUGCCAGAAAGAAGUUUCCGUGUCGUUCGAGGUUGGCACUUCAGUGACCUACACCUUCCAGGAGCCCUUCUCCGUGAUUCGCAACAAGAGCAGGCAGUCGUCAGCCAUCUACGCCCAGAGCAGCAAAUCCCGAGAGAACGUGGCCUUCCGGUUCCUCACCACCAAAGCUCCAGCCAUGCUGAUGAGCGUCACCACCUACCACCAGCAGUACAUGGCCAUCAUUCUGGCUCACAACGGAAGUCUACAGAUUUGGUACAAACUGAACAGAGAGAAGCAGCCGGACGUGUUCAUGCCCACCCAGCACAGCCUGGCCAAUGGGAAGCUCCACAGGAUACAGCUGCACAGAGAGGGGAGGGACGUGUACGUGCAGGUUGAUAAGGAUAUUAAUCAGAAGUACCGCCUCUCCACAGACAGAGAGUUAAACAUGAUCAGAUCACUGACGCUGGGCAAAGUAACAGGUAGAGCAGGUGUGGAUGAGGAAGUGCUUCAGGCUGGAUCGAGAGGUUUCAUUGGCUGUCUGUCGUCAGUCCAGUUUAAUCACCUGGCUCCUCUAAAAGCUGCUAUACUGAACCGGGGCAGCUCACUCAUCAGCGUCCUCGGCAAUCUGGUGGAGUCCAACUGUGGAGAACUGGCUGAUAAAUCCUCCUCACACUCACUAUCAGACCACACAGACGGAGAGAACAGAGGAAAGGAGCGUCUGAAGAACUCGGAGCAGAGUGACUCGGCUGUAAUUGGAGGCCUGAUAGCCGCCCUGGUCCUGGUUGCGCUCUCCGUUCUGGCAGUGAUGAUGCGUUUCCUGUACCGCUCCAGGCAGGAUCGCUCCCAGCAGACCCCCUCAGCCAAGGAGAAAGACCCCCCGUCCGAGCCGGAGCUCAACUACCGCACCCAGCUCAGCCUGCACAGCGCCAUCAGGGACAGCAGGAAGGAGUACUUCAUCUGAUUGAUCCGAGACCUCCAGCCUCCUCGUGGUGUGGGGCCCUACGGCUGGGGAGGAAGGGGGCGGGACGGGACAGGGCAGGGGUGUGGCCACCGAGAGCUGCAGGACACAGGCAGCGUGACCUUCAGUCUCCCAGCCCACGCAGGCUGUGUUUUUGUGCCCUCUGUACAUAGCAGGUAGCAGUUUCGUGUGGAUUGGGAUGCAGCCACAAUGGCCUGCUGGUGCCUCCCCGAGGAACAGGAACAUAUGCAGACCUGCCCGGUCAAAGCCUGCGGGACACUAGGCCAAUACAAGCUGAGCUGUGCUUUUCCUGCACCCUCUGUGGAGG
Messenger RNA from Astyanax mexicanus (Mexican tetra), 4384 nucleotides. It is a transcript of the gene cntnap5b, whose product is annotated as contactin associated protein family member 5b. The transcript is spliced from 24 exons. Bases 124 to 4059 code for a protein of 1311 amino acids. Lineage: Eukaryota; Metazoa; Chordata; Actinopteri; Characiformes; Acestrorhamphidae. The record is from RefSeq and is a predicted model, not a curated record.